AUGACACUCGCGUGGGAAGUAUUCUACGCCCCACCUGGGUUCACGCUCCCGACCACAUUCCUGAACUCGCUCGCGAAGACAUCUUUCCUUAUGCAGAUCUGCGCCACAAUCGUCGCCCCGACGCCGCUCCUCGUCGCAAACUCGGUUAUCUUGGGGGAAGCCAUCAUACGGCUGGGGCAGCAGUACAGUCGGCUGGGUGCCACAAUAUAUACCGUCGUGUUCAUUGCCUGCGAUAUUGUCGCGCUCGUCAUCCAAGCCAUCGGAGGCAGUAUCGCCUUAGACGAAGACAUGAGCGGCGAGAACCUUACUUCUGGCGGAUACAUUAUGCUUGGUGGAAUCGUCCUCCAGCUUGUUGCCACCAGCGCGUUCAUGCUCCUAGCGGCUGAGUUCGUCGUGCGCUAUCUGCGCAACCGCCCCGUACGCGCACGUGCCUCACCAUUUGCUGCGCAUAAACUUGAGCAGUCCAUGCGGUUCAUGCUCCUCGUUCUUGCACUGAGUAGCGUCUCAAUCUUUGCUCGGUCGGUCUAUCGCGUGAUCGAGCUCUCGGACGGCUGGGACGAGCGGAUCAUCUCCACGCAGCGGUACUUCGACUGGCUGAACGGCGGAAUGGUUACGCUCGCGACGUUCACGGUCGACAUAGUUUAUUGAACGGCUGUGUCUCGGCUGUCGGACUCAGCACGGGAUGAUUUGAUUUACUAUGUGCGCAUGAGCCGCGCGUGGGAAUUCGUACUACGGCGGCAGUCUCAUUGUCUUGAUGCGACACUACUUGUCUCAGUUCUGUAGCAGUGGUGUGCGAGACAGUGAGAGACAGGGGCUUGGAAAA
Messenger RNA from Phanerochaete carnosa HHB-10118-sp, 823 nucleotides. RefSeq lists its product as uncharacterized. Gene Ontology annotation, cellular component: plasma membrane; fungal-type vacuole. The coding region runs from base 1 to 648 and encodes 215 amino acids. Lineage: Eukaryota; Fungi; Basidiomycota; Agaricomycetes; Polyporales; Phanerochaetaceae. The transcript is spliced from 9 exons. The record is from RefSeq and is a predicted model, not a curated record.